Molecule: messenger RNA, 4083 nt
Organism: Leptonychotes weddellii (Weddell seal)
Lineage: Eukaryota; Metazoa; Chordata; Mammalia; Carnivora; Phocidae
Source: RefSeq, a predicted model, not a curated record
AUGAGCCAGAAGCCUCAGGUUGUGGCAGAGGCUGGCCUGCGGCCACUACGGACGCCACCUCACUGUUCUCACCGGCUUUGUGGGGUCUCUGUGGGAUGGCCUGGGCUCACCAGAGUGGCCUGGGAGAUAGCACCCAGGGUGUGGCGUGGGGGCUGCUGCGGAGGAAAGAAAGCCGACCUGUGCGUGCCCCCCAGCUCUGCCAUCGACAACCGAUCAGGGGAGAAGGUGGCCAUCAAGAAGCUGAGCCGGCCCUUCCAGUCCGAGAUCUUUGCCAAACGGGCCUACCGAGAGCUGCGGCUACUGAAGCACAUGCAGCAUGAGAACGUCAUCGGGCUCCUGGAUGUCUUCACCUCAGCCUCCUCCCUGCGCAGCUUCCAUGACUUCUACCUGGUGAUGCCCUUCAUGCAGACGGACCUGCAGAAGAUCAUGGGGAUGGAGUUCAGUGAGGACAAGAUCCAGUACCUGGUGUAUCAGAUGCUCAAGGGUCUCAAGUACAUCCACUCAGCUGGGGUCAUCCACAGGGACCUGAAGCCGGGCAACCUGGCCGUGAACGAGGACUGCGAGCUGAAGAUCUUGGAUUUCGGGCUGGCCCGGCAUGCAGAUGCUGAGAUGACAGGCUAUGUGGUGACCCGCUGGUACCGGGCCCCUGAGGUGAUCCUCAGCUGGAUGCACUACAACCAGACUGUGGACAUCUGGUCUGUGGGCUGUAUCAUGGCAGAGAUGCUGACGGGGAAAACUCUGUUCAAGGGGAAAGAUUACCUGGACCAGCUGUCCCAGAUCCUAAAAGUGACCGGGGUGCCGGGCGCAGAGUUUGUGCAGAAGUUGAAUGACAAAGCGGCCAAAUCCUACAUCCAGGCCCUGCCACAGAGCCCCAAGAAGGAUUUCUCUCAGCUCUUCCCGCACGCCAGCCCCCAGGCCAUAGACCUGCUGGAGAAGAUACUGGAGCUGGAUGUGGACAAGCGCCUGACGGCCUCACAGGCCCUCGCCCACCCCUUCUUUGAGCCCUUCCGAGACCCUGAGGAGGAGACAGAGGCCCCGCAGCCGUUUGAUGAUUCCUUAGAACAUGAGAAACUCACAGUGGAUGAAUGGAAGCAGCACCUCUACAAGGAGAUCGUGAACUUCAGCCCCAUUGCCCGGAAGGACUCACGGCGCCGGAGCGGCAUGAAGCUGUAGUGACCCGUCUAGCCGGACCCCUGGUUGAGCCCAGGGACUGCCCCAUGGCACCGCCUGCCGGAUACUGCCCCUGGGACCCCUGUCUGCUUGUCACUUCUGGUCCAGCCCUUCUGGGACUAUCGCCUUCCGGGCGGAGGAGAGAGGGGCCUUGUCCCGGUGUAGGAAACAGGCCUCGUAGCUGCAGGAUUCAGAGAUGUUGGUUGGCAGAAAAUAGCUCUGAUCGCAACCAGCCACAUAAAAACGUCCAUCUGGAGACUCGCCCACGUGUGGGGGUCCUUCCUUCAAGGCUGUAGUGGGGCUGAGGGGCGGGCAGAGAUGGUGUAUUGGUUUGCUAAGGCUGCUGGGACCAAUCACCACAAACUAGGCUUGAAACCACAGGACUGUAUUCUCUCACAGUUCUGAAGGCUGGAAGUCUGAAAUCAAGGUGUCGCCAGGGCCAGGUUCCCUCUGAAGGUUCUAGAGCAGAAUCCUUCCUUGCUUCUUUUUAGCUUCUGGUGGCUCCCGUCCUCUUUGGUGUGCCUGGCCUUGUCGCUGCCUCCCUCCAGUCUCUGCCUCCGUCCUCACACGGCCCCCUGCUCUCGGUGGAGCUCUGUCCGUCCCCGUCUGUCCUUAGAGCAAUACCAGAGAUUGACCCGGGCUCGCCCUCAUCCAGCACGACCUCAUCCCAGUCCUUACUCAUUACAUCCGGAAAGACCCUAUUUUCAAGUGAGGUCACAUUCUGAGGUUCUGGGCAGACACGAAUUUUGGGAGGACACCAUUUAACCCCCUACAGACGGCCACGAGGGAGGGGCCCCUUCCUGGGCCCUGGGCUCUGUCGCGGAGCCGAACGUGUUGGCUGCUAAAUUGAGGGAGUUGCAGAGAGUGUUGCAGCUGGUGAGACGCUGCACGCAGGUUAUUUUGGGUGAGUGAUAAGCACUCGAGAUAUGAAACAAUAGCAGGCUUGUGGGCUGGGAGCUGCAGAAGGCAGAAAUGGGCUUUUUCCAGGCUUUAUGGAAAGCGGUUCUACUCCUGCCUCCUCCCAGGAAUGGGCAUCUCUCCUGAGCUUUAACCUGACAAUGGCUAGGAUUUUUCUGUUUGCAUUUGAACAGCUUUGGUAGAACCAAUUUCCAGGUACCCCUAGUCCUGGCCCUGGGCACCAGGGGCCUGGUUAAAAUGCAGAUUCCUGGGCACUACCCCAGAGAUUCUGACUUAGCAGGGUAUGGGGCUGAGGCCUGAGAAUAUUUGAAUGAAAACCCCCUCCCCCAAGUCCAGGGAUUCUGAUGGAUAGCAGACCAUAUUUAGAAAAACACUUGGUUGAUGUCCGUCCCAUUAGUCAAGAAGCCUAAAUCAGCAACCAACGGAGUCUGAGGGGCUCACAUGGGCUUCACAUACUCAUUUUACAGAUGGUAAAACCGGAGGCUCACACAGGGCACUUUUUGGGCAGCGAGGCUAUUCUGCAUGAUACUGUAAUGGUGGAUACAUGACAUUAUGCGGUAGUGACAACCAGUGGAACCGUCCACCACAGAGUGAACCCCCAAAUAAACUGCCGCCUUUAGUUGAUAACAACGUAUCAGUAUUGGUUCAGCACUUGUAACAAAUGUCCCAAACUGAUGCAAGAUGUUAGUAAUAGGGGAGCUGUGAGGCAGGGGGAGGGAGUAUAUGGAACUUCCUGUACUUUGGCACAAGUUUUCUGCCAACCUAAAAUUGCUCUAAAAAUAAUGUCUAUUUAAAAAAAAAAGCAGCUUGAGGCUCCAGGGAGUUGGGGUGAGAUACCCACAGCUGGGAAGUGGUGGAGGCAGGAUUUGAACCUAGCAGCCUUGACCACCAUGGUCUUAACUCAUGCUUGGAUUCAACGGUGGCCCAGCCUUCCGUACCUUCUAGCCUGACUCUCUGAGCUCCUUUGCUGCCUGUGUCCGUGGAUUCUGCUUCCUCUCCCAGAAGUGACCCUGCUGUCAAGGAGGGAGGGGCUGGCCAUGUUCUGCCAUAGCCCUGUCCUUGCUGGUUACUAAACCGCCCCAAGUCCCCUGAGUCAAGAUCCCUUAGUUAAAUCCUUCAGCCUCCUGAGACACCUCACUGGUCCCAAGAACAAAAGUCUCGUUGGCCUGGCAUUCAGAGCCCCUUGCCUCCUCUCUAACAUCAUACAAUCCCACUGCCUCCCAUGUUCCUUAUCCCAGCGUGGAUAGCCAGAGUGCCAGUCCAGGGACACCCCAUGAGGCUCACCCUGCAGGUGAAAAGGUUAAAGGUUCUGACAAGUCCUGCAGCAGAGAGGUCUGUUCAACAUUGUUUAAUCCAGAACUUCCUAAAUGAACCUAACCCCAGGACCCCAUUUUCUCCUGAGAGCCAUCACACACACAGUCCUCUUUGCCCAGUGCAGCCCAGUACACAGUCCCAGUACUCUCCAGGUGGGCCUGGGGCUUCUUUCAGAACCUCUGCUUAGGAGGCCCUUCAUCCCCCUCCUCACUUAGGAAAAUCCUCCACAUCCUUCAAGACUUUGCCUCAGGCCGCCAUCGAGGAAGUAGUUCUCCACAAUCCUCCUUUGAGAAUGGGUCUUUUCCUCCCUCUGCCCCAGGCCCUCUGUGGACAGGAUUUACAGUGUGUGUGGUUCCGCCUCCCCUCCCCAUUACACACUGUGAGCCCCUGCUUGGAACAAGUAUCUGUGAAUGGAUGAAUGCGUGGAGGAAUGCGUGAAUGAAUGGAUGAUGUCCCGGGGUCCUGUCGAUCAUUUCUCUGCCCUGACUAGACCGCAUGGUAUCAUGCGCAGCGAAGAGCACAGCAGGAAGCAGAAGUGGGUAGCCCUGGCCUGUCUCUUUGAGUGGCUCCCCUGAAAAUUUCUAGGGUUUCAGGCUCCAAGGCCUUUCCCAUCAUCCCUCGGUGUCCCUCCAGUCUAUCCCCCAACCCAGAAUUAAAAUUUUAUGUGUCAUUUCCCUACAA